AUGGGGCUAAGAAUUGCCAGCCUCUUUAUGCUCUGGCUGGCUCUUUCCAACACAAAUGAAAUAAGAAAAGGAAGGACAAGAAAUCAUGGACACUAUGUCUGCAGCACUUGGGGAAACAACCACUUCAAAACUUUUGAUGGAGACGUCUAUCAAUUUCCUGGCAUUUGCGAGUAUAAUUUUGUUUCUGACUGCCAAGAGACUUACAAGGAGUUCUCUGUCCACAUUCAGCGUGGUCUGAACAGCAAUAACCACCCUGAGAUCCAGUAUAUUCUAUUAACAAUCAAGGAUUUCACGGUGUACCUCCAACCAAAACUGACUGUGGUGGAUGGGCGGAUAGUCAAAACACCUUACUACAGCUCUGGUUUGCUUAUUGAGAGCAGUGACAUUUACACCAAGGUUUAUGCCAAGUUAGGCCUGAUUCUGAUAUGGAAUCAGGAAGAUGCGCUGAUGGUGGAGCUGGACAGCAAGUUUAGCAACCAGACCUGUGGUCUUUGCGGGGAUUACAAUGGAAUUCCAAUCUACAAUGAGUUUAUCAGUGGAGUUGCAAGCUACAAUGCAAUUACAUAUGGGAAUUUACAGAAGAUCAGCAAACCCAAUGACAAAUGUGAAGACCCCGACGAAACUCUGGCUCUUCCAAGCUGUAAUGAGCAUCGUGAUGAGUGUGAGAGGCUGCUGACCUCCUCUGCAUUUGAUGACUGUCAGUCACGCCUUAAUUUGGAAAUGUACAUCCAAGCCUGCAUGCAGGACAAGUGUGCAUGUAAUGGAAAUGAGGACUCCUUCUGCCUCUGCAGCACCAUCUCGGAGUAUUCUCGUCAGUGUUCGCAUGCAGGUGGCCGGCCGGGUGAAUGGAGGACACAGUCCUUUUGCCCCAAGACCUGUCCUGGCAACAUGAUCUAUAGAGAAAGUGGCUCACCCUGCAUGGAUACUUGCUCACACUUGGAGAUCAGCAGCCUUUGUGAGGAGCACUACAUGGAUGGUUGUUUCUGUCCUGAAGGAACUGUGUAUGAUGAUAUUACUGAAAAAGGCUGCAUACCUGUUAGCCAGUGCCACUGCAGACUCCAUGGAAAGGGGUAUUCCCCUGGAGAAAGCAUUACCAAUGAAUGUGAAGAAUGCACCUGUGAUUCAGGCAGAUGGACAUGCAAAGAUUUACCCUGUCCAGGCACAUGUUCAGUGGAAGGAGGUUCCCAUAUCACUACCUUUGAUGGGAAGAAAUACACCUUCCAUGGAGACUGUUACUAUGUGUUGGCCAAGGGUACUGUAAAUGAUACUCAUGCCCUCCUGGCAGAGCUGGCUCCCUGUGGCUCCACAGAUGGGCAGACCUGUUUGAAGACUGUUGUGCUGUUAGUAGAUGCCAAAAAAAAUGUGGUGGUUUUCAAAUCAGAUGGCAGCGUGUUACUGAAUGAGAUGACAGUGAAUGUGCCUCAUGUAUCAGCCAGCUUCUCAGUUUUCAAGCCAUCUUCCUACUACCUCAUUGUACAAACUUCUUUUGGGCUUCAGCUGCAGAUCCAGUUGUUUCCAAUCAUGCAGCUGUUUGUGACUGUCGAUCAAUCAGUCCAAGGAAAUCUUCAAGGUCUUUGUGGAAAUUUUAAUGGAAUGGAAGGUGAUGACUUUAAAACAACCAGUGGGUUGGUGGAAGCUACAGGAUCUGCCUUUGCUAACACAUGGAAAGCUCAGUCAAUCUGUGCAGACCAGGCAGAGAGGCUGGAAGAUCCCUGCAGUCUCAGCAUUGAAAGUGCAAAUUAUGCUGAGCAUUGGUGUUCUUUGCUGAAAAACUCAGAGGGCCCUUUUGCAAGAUGUCACUCAAUCAUUGAUCCUUCAGAAUACUAUAAGAGAUGUAAAUAUGACACCUGCCUCUGCAAGGACAAUGAAGAAUGCUUGUGUGCUGCCCUGUCCUCUUACUCAAGAGCCUGUGCUUUCAAAGGGAUCAUACUGGGAGGCUGGAGACAAAGCAUCUGCACUGGUGAACUGUCUGCCUGCCCAGGAAAUCAAAUCUUCCUUUACAAUCUUACAAUGUGUCAGCAAACCUGUCGUUCCAUUGCUGAUGGUGAAAAGCACUGCUUGCAAGACUUUGCUCCUGUGGAUGGCUGUGGCUGCCCAGAUAAUACAUACUUGGAUAACCAGGAUACAUGUGUGCCUGUCUCCAAAUGCCCGUGUUAUUACAAGGGGUCAUACCUGGAACCAGGGGAAUAUGUCAUAAAAGAUGGAGAGCGUUGUGUUUGCCGAAAUGCAAAGGUCCAGUGUACUUCAGUGUACAUGAGAAUGAAAAGUAUAACAGAAUGCCCUUCUAACAAAACCUACUUUGACUGCAACACCUCCCCGAACUGGUCUUCACAAACGCCUAUACAACUUCGCUGUGGUACUCCUCAAACCGAUCAUUACCAAGCAGAGUGUGUCUCAGGCUGUGUGUGUCCUGAAGGUUUGUUUGAUGACGGCCGAGGGGGCUGCGUUAAGGAAGAAGACUGCCCAUGUUUUCAUAACAAUGAGUGGUAUAAUCAUGGACGGAGCAUAGCAGUGGACUGCAACACCUGUACCUGUCAGAAAGGAGUCUGGAGCUGCACUGAAACAGCGUGCUAUGGGACUUGUAUGAUCUAUGGCAGUGGCCACUAUAUCACAUUUGAUGGAAAAUUCUAUGACUUUGAUGGGAGUUGUGAAUAUGUGGCUACUCAGGAUUAUUGUGGUGACAAAAAUUCUGUCAGCUCGUUCAGUAUCAUCACAGAGAACGUCCCUUGUGGAACUACAGGUGUCACCUGCUCAAAGGCUAUUAAAAUGUUUCUGGGGAAAACUGAGCUGAAGUUGGAGAACAAAGAUUAUAAAGAAAUUCAGCGAGAUGUUGGUGAUGAUGUGUAUUACUGGAACAAGACUGUAGGCCUCUACCUCGUUAUUGAGGCUAGCAAUGGUGUGAUGCUUAUCUGGGAUAAGAAGACCACAGUUUUCAUCAAGCUGACCCCUGAUUACAAAGGCAAAGUGUGUGGUCUAUGUGGCAACUUUGAUGACAAGUCUAACAAUGAUUUUACAACCAGGAGUGGGCUGCAGGAGACUAAUGCUCUGACAUUUGGGAAUUCCUGGAAACAGUCUUCUAUGUGUCCAGAUGUCACAGAAGAGGUUAAGCCCUGUGAUUUGAAACCACAUCGCAAGUCCUGGGCAGAGAAAGAAUGCAGCCUCAUCCUGGGUGAAGUCUUCAAAAUUUGUCACUCCAAGGUAAACCCAACUCCUUUCUAUGAUGCUUGUGUUCAUGAUGCCUGCUCUUGUGACAGUGGUGGAGACUGCGAUUGCUUCUGUUCUGCAGUUGCUGCAUAUGCUCAAGAAUGUACCAAGGCUCAGGCCUGUGUUUUCUGGAGAACUCCUGAUAUAUGUCCAAUAUUUUGUGACUACUAUAACCCUCGUGACGUGUGUGAGUGGCACUAUGAGCCUUGUGGCAGCGAUGUCAUGACCUGCAGGAUGAUUAAUAAUGUCAGCACCAAUUUUUCAGUACCAUACCUGGAAGGUUGCUAUCCCAGAUGCCCUGAGAAGACACCCAUUUAUAAUGAAGAGACAAAGGAAUGUGUGACUUCAGAUAAAUGUUGGUGUUACGUCAAUGGUAGUCCUGUUCGCCCUGGCGAAGAAAUACCUACAGAAGAGAACUGUACAAAGUGUGUCUGUGGCCCCUCAGGAUCCAUUGAUUGUGCACCAAUCCCAGCAUGUCCUUGUGUCAUCAAUGGAACGAGAUAUGAAGUGGGAGAAGCUGUGGCAGUAAUACAGGAUGGUGUCAUGUGCACAGUAUAUAUUUGUGCAGCAAAUGGAACUGUAGUUCUUGGAAAGCAUUUUCUUUGUCCAUCAACUACUUCACCUUUGAUAUCUACAACACCUUCGACACCUUCUUCAACUUCAACCAUUAUAACCAGCACUGGUACAGCUACAAUUACAACCAUAGGUAAAUCUUCAACAGAGAUCUACAUCUCUCCAUGCCUUGGAUUAAUCUGUGAUUGGUCUCAGUGGUUUGAUGUUAGUAAACCUGAAGAAGGUGGUGGUGACUAUGAAACCUAUUAUGAAAUAAAUAAACAUGGACAUGAAAUAUGUAACCUUCCUGAAAACAUUGAAUGCAGGGCUAAAAAUAAGCCUGAUUUAAGCUUAGAGCAACUUGGCCAGAAAGUGGAGUGUAAUGUUACGUAUGGACUCAUCUGUAAAAAUGAGGAGCAAGACACAAGUAUCUGGCAUCUUUGCUAUAAUUAUGAAAUCAGAGUAAACUGUUGUGAGUGGCAGGAAAUUCCUUGUGGGACUCCAACUACAAGCCCAGUCACCAUCAGAACAACAGUACCCACAAGUACUGCAACCCCGCCAACAAAAUCAACUACCAGCCCACCAAUAACCACUCCAGCCACCAUAAGCCAAACCACACCACCAGUUACCAGCCCAGUAACUUCAGCCUCCACAGUACCAACCACUACUCCCACACCAACUCCAUCGGAGUCUCCCACCAGUGCAACCACCAGCAUGCCACCCUUGAGAACCACCAGCACCCUGGGGACAACGACAACAGUUCCUGGCACAUCAGUACCCACUCCAACUAUUACAAGCAUGGUCCCACCAACGAUAAGAACUCAAACCCAGCCUCCUCCAACUACACUACCACUAGAAAACUGUGACUGCAUAUGGACAGACUGGUUCGAUGUGAGUAAGCCAAACAUUUCUGAUGUAAACAGUGGGGACUACGAAACCUUUGAAAAUAUCAAGAAGUACAACACAUCCUGGAAAUGCCUAAAAGCUGAGAAUAUCUCAUGCAGAGCAACGGACAAGCGGGAAACAUCCCUUGAAGAUUUAGGCCAGAAAGUGGAAUGUAACGUUAACACAGGGCUAAUCUGCAAUAAUAAAGAUCAGGUAAACAGCGAUACUAAAUACUGCCAUAAUUACGAGAUUAGCAUUUGCUGCAUUGAGAAGCAGGAGUGCAUUCCAAGUACAGAAUACAGAACCAGUACGCCCACAACAGUGUCCACAACAAGGAGCACUGCUACGACUACAACUCUGUGGACACCAACUCGCCCGCCGGUCUCAACAACAGGUCCCAGCAGUACCACCAGUGGCACGACGCCCUCCAGCAGUCCCAGCAGUACCACCAGUGGCACGACACCCUCCAGCAGCAGCACCCCGGGGACAACGCCUGUUACUCCUCCAACGACCACGUCCCCGACUACCCUGACUACUACCAGUGCAUCCACGCCCACGCCGACACACACUACCUCCCUGUCACCUCCGUCCUCGACAAGCGAAGGCCCCACUCCCCCCGGUACCACGACUGUCCCUGUGUCGACCACAACUCUCCCGCCAGUCUCAACGACAGGUCCCAGCAGUACCACCAGUGGCACGACACCCUCCAGCAGCAGCACCCCGGGGACAACGCCUGUUACUCCUCCAACGACCAUGUCCCCGACUACCCUGACUACUACCAGUGCAUCCACGCCCACGCCGACACACACCACCUCCCUGUCACCUCCGUCCUCGACAAGCGAAGAGCCCUGCACAGUCCCUCCAGAGGGCUGCACCUGGACUGACUGGAUUGAUAAGAGUUACCCACAAUAUGGCCCAAACGGUGGUGAUGAUGAGACCUUUGAGACGAUUCAGAUAAAUAGGCCUCCAUGGAACUGUGCAAAGGUUGAGAAUAUUUCAUGCAGAGCAGAGAAAUGGCCUGACAUUCCCAUUUCAGAUUUAGGGCAGAAGGUGGAAUGUAACGUUAACACAGGGCUCCUCUGUAAAAAUGAGGAUCAGAAGCCAGGAGGCAUAAUUCAGAUGCCAGUCUGCAUCAAUUACCAGAUCAAAGUCUGCUGUGCUACCGAACUACCUCCGUGGUGUACUACAACUCCUACAUCCACUACCACAACCACCAUCCACUCCACAACCACAGAACUACCCCAUUCAACCACAACGAGCACUCCUUUAACUACAACCACGACAAAAACCACUCUCCCGCUAGUCUCAACGACAGGUCCCAGCAGUACCACCAGUGGCACGACACCCUCCAGCAGCAGCACCCCGGGGACAACGCCUGUUACUCCUCCAACGACCACGUCCCCGACUACCCUGACUACUACCAGUGCAUCCACGCCCACGCCGACACACACUACCUCCCUGUCACCUCCGUCCUCGACAAGCGAAGGCCCCACUCCCCCCGGUACCACGACUGUCCCUGUGUCGACCACAACUCUCCCGCCAGUCUCAACGACAGGUCCCAGCAGUACCACCAGUGGCACGACACCCUCCAGCAGCAGCACCCCGGGGACAACGCCUGUUACUCCUCCAACGACCACGUCCCCGACUACCCUGACUACUACCAGUGCAUCCACGCCCACGCCGACACACACUACCUCCCUGUCACCUCCGUCCUCGACAAGCGAAGGCCCCACUCCCCCCGGUACCACGACUGUCCCUGUGUCGACCACAACUCUCCCGCCAGUCUCAACGACAGGUCCCAGCAGUACCACCAGUGGCACGACACCCUCCAGCAGCAGCACCCCGGGGACAACGCCUGUUACUCCUCCAACGACCACGUCCCCGACUACCCUGACUACUACCAGUGCAUCCACGCCCACGCCGACACACACUACCUCCCUGUCACCUCCGUCCUCGACAAGCGAAGGCCCCACUCCCCCCGGUACCACGACUGUCCCUGUGUCGACCACAACUCUCCCGCCAGUCUCAACGACAGGUCCCAGCAGUACCACCAGUGGCACGACACCCUCCAGCAGCAGCACCCCGGGGACAACGCCUGUUACUCCUCCAACGACCACGUCCCCGACUACCCUGACUACUACCAGUGCAUCCACGCCCACGCCGACACACACUACCUCCCUGUCACCUCCGUCCUCGACAAGCGAAGGAACCUCUCCCCCCGGCACCCCACCUGUUGAAACUGUGUCGACCACCACUCGCCCGCCAAUAUCGACGACAGGCCCCACUCCCCCCGGUACCACGACUGUCCCUGUGUCGACCACAACUCUCCCGCCAGUCUCAACGACAGGUCCCAGCAGUACCACCAGUGGCACGACACCCUCCAGCAGCAGCACCCCGGGGACAACGCCUGUUACUCCUCCAACGACCACGUCCCCGACUACCCUGACUACUACCAGUGCAUCCACGCCCACGCCGACACACACUACCUCCCUGUCACCUCCGUCCUCGACAAGCGAAGGAACCUCUCCCCCCGGCACCCCACCUGUUGAAACUGUGUCGACCACCACUCGCCCGCCAAUAUCGACGACAGGCCCCACUCCCCCCGGUACCACGACUGUCCCUGUGUCGACCACAACUCUCCCGCCAGUCUCAACGACAGGUCCCAGCAGUACCACCAGUGGCACGACACCCUCCAGCAGCAGCACCCCGGGGACAACGCCUGUUACUCCUCCAACGACCACGUCCCCGACUACCCUGACUACUACCAGUGCAUCCACGCCCACGCCGACACACACUACCUCCCUGUCACCUCCGUCCUCGACAAGCGAAGGAACCUCUCCCCCCGGCACCCCACCUGUUGAAACUGUGUCGACCACCACUCGCCCGCCAAUAUCGACGACAGGCCCCACUCCCCCCGGUACCACGACUGUCCCUGUGUCGACCACAACUCUCCCGCCAGUCUCAACGACAGGUCCCAGCAGUACCACCAGUGGCACGACACCCUCCAGCAGCAGCACCCCGGGGACAACGCCUGUUACUCCUCCAACGACCACGUCCCCGACUACCCUGACUACUACCAGUGCAUCCACGCCCACGCCGACACACACUACCUCCCUGUCACCUCCGUCCUCGACAAGCGAAGGUAAUUGUCUGUCCAUGGGGACACGAACUACUUCUCAUGUUAUCACUACUGUAACAGCAUCAAGUAGCACUGAGGAAACUAGCACCGGGACUGGCUUUCCUUCGACGUCAUCGCCUACCAUCCCUUUUAGCACGGCAACCUUGGGAUCAUCUUCCCCAUUGUCAACUCCAUCUAUCAGUACCUCACCUUCUUCUGUAUCAACAACCCCAUCAGAAGUCACGACUUCAGGAACAACUCCCACCAAAUCAUUUACCACUACUUCAGGAACAACCUCUAUUCCUUUUACCAAUGUCACUUCAACCACCAUUACCACAUCUGCAAUUGUUCCCCCUGGUUCAACUAGUACUUCUGGCACUACUCCAACAUCAAGUGCAGUCACUGUUCCCGGAAGUUCCACAUACAGCACAGUUACUACACUCAGUACUUCAAGUGCAACUCCCAGUCCUGGCGCAAAUUGUACCAUUUCACCUAAUGAAACAUAUGCGCCAGGUGAGUCAUGGUGGCCGUGUAACUGCACUAAGGCGGUAUGUGUAGAAAACAAUACAGUCCAGCUGUUUCCAGUCAUCUGUGAGCCACCUCCUAAACCCACAUGUGCCAAUGGUCUUGCUCCUGUGCAAGUCCUUGAUGACGAUCAAUGCUGUUGGCAUUGGGAGUGUGAUUGCUACUGCACUGGCUGGGGAGACCCACACUACAUGACUUUUGAUGGAUUGUACUACAGCUAUCAAGGGAAUUGCACAUAUGUUCUUGUGGAAGAGAUUAAUAAAACAGUCGACAACUUUGGUGUCUACAUUGAUAACUACCAUUGUGAUGCACGGGAUGUAGUCUCAUGUCCACGAACACUCAUUGUGAGACAUGAGACUCAGGAAGUGCGCAUAGCAACAGUAGAACUAAAUACCCUACAAGUAGAGGUGACUGUAAACAAACAGCCAGUGGCUUUGCCUUAUAAAAAAUUUGGAGUGAGCAUCUAUGAGUCAGGCAUAAAUCGUGUAGUGGAAAUUCCUGAGCUUAAAAUGAAUGUGUCCUACAAUGGCUUGUCCUUUUCUAUCAGAAUGCCCUACAGCCUGUUUGGCAACAACACUCAAGGACAGUGUGGUACUUGCAAUAACAACACAGCAGAUGACUGCAGGUUACCGAAUGGAAACAUUGCAGAAAACUGUGAAACCAUGGCAGAUCAUUGGCAAGUUGUUGAUCCCUCCAAACCACAAUGCUCUCCAGGCCUAAUUCCUACAAAAUCACCCGGCACAACCACAGGACAGCCUUGCAAAGAAUCUUCCAUCUGCAAGCUUAUUUUGGGAAGGGUGUUCGAGAAGUGCCAUGCAGUUGUUAACCCUGAUAGGUUCUAUGCAGCCUGUGUUUUUGAUAGUUGUGCACUUCCCAGCUUAGACCUGGAAUGCUCAAGUCUGCAGAUCUAUGCUGCCAUCUGCGCUGAUCAAAAUGUCUGCAUUGACUGGAGAAGUCAUACCAAUGGUGUUUGCUGCACUUAUGAAUGUCCCAAACAUAAAGAAUAUAGAGCAUGUGGUCCUAGUAAAGAGAUAACCUGCAAAUCAAGUCAGCAGAAUGAAACUGCAGUUAAACAAGUGGAAGGCUGUUUCUGUCCUAAUGGUACAAUGCUGUAUGACUCUGGUGUGGAUGUCUGUGUAAACACCUGCGGCUGUGUUGGAUUGGAUAUGAUACCAAGAGAGUUUGGGGAAAGGUUUACAGCAGACUGUCAGGACUGUAUUUGCCUGGAAGGCGGAAGUGGCAUUGUAUGUGAGCCUCACAAAUGUCCCAGUCAAAAUAAGCGGAGUUGUAAUGGAAACGGCUUCUAUGAGGUCAGUGAAGUCAAUCCUGAAGACUCCUGCUGCCCCAUUGUCACCUGCAAAUGCAAUACAAGCUUGUGCACAACUGAACACCCCAAGUGUACACUGGGAUUUGAAGUUUAUUCUCAUAUUCCCAGUGAUCAGUGCUGUCCUGUGUACGAAUGUGUUCCCAAGAGGGUUUGUGUACAUCAGAAUGCUGAGUUCUUGCCUAAUUCCUCAGUCUUUGUUGAUAAGUGUCAGAAUUGCUUCUGCACUAACGAAGUUAACGUCAGCACUCAACUGAAUGUCAUCUCCUGUGAACACGUUCCAUGUGACACAUAUUGUGAACCUGGAUAUGAACGGCAAUCAGUGAAAGGUGAAUGUUGUGGAAAAUGUGUGCAGACUAAGUGUAUUAUACAUGCAUCACACAGUUCCAACCUCAUAUUGAGUCCUGGAGAGUUUGUAAAAGAUCCUUAUGACAACUGCACCAUUUAUAGUUGUACAAGUCUCCACAACCAGCUUAUCUCUUCCACAUCUGAGAUUACCUGUCCAGCAUUCAGUGCGGAGAGCUGCAAACCUGGAACUAUUACAUUCUUACCUAACGGUUGUUGCAAAACCUGUAUACCUCUGGAUAGUCCCACACCGUGCUCUGUCCGUGAAAGGGAAGACUUUAUUGUCUAUAAGAACUGCCGUUCUGUGGAGAGAGUUGUCAUGACUGAAUGUGAAGGAACAUGUGGAACUUUCUCACUAUACUCUGUUGAGGCCAAUUCUUUGGAGCACAGCUGUUCCUGCUGCAGGGAAGCAAAAACUAGCACGAGGGAAGUGGAACUGAAAUGCCCGUCUGGGCACUCGAUUCAACAUAAGUAUGUAUAUGUGGAAAGCUGCAGCUGCCAGGACACUCAUUGCAACAUCCCACAAUCCAGUGAGCCUCUGAGCAUAGAAGAAAAUCACGAGAGCACUCCAACUGCAUCGGAAGGGCCAUCAGUUUAACAACAAAAUGAAAGCGAAGAAACCUAACUGAAUUCAAAGGGACUCUGCACUGCUCUCAUCUUCCUUGACUACUUUUAAACUUUGCUUUUCCCAGUUACUAUAUUCUAUGUGUUCUCUGACUAUUUUUAACAGUGCUCUAUUUAUUUGUGUACAAAAGUACAGUGAACUUUCUCCUAAGUGCAUAGCCCUCUGGAUUGUUUUAUAAUCAGCUUAUUUUCUCUGAAUGAUUAAAAAUGCAUUUCAAACAACAUGGGGUUUGUGCUUAUUCAUGUGCUAUCUAGAUGAGCCUGAAUUUUAAAAGAGAAGGAUUUUUUUUUUCAAGU
This is a messenger RNA of Cygnus atratus (black swan), 10874 nucleotides long. It is a transcript of the gene MUC2, whose product is annotated as mucin 2, oligomeric mucus/gel-forming. Lineage: Eukaryota; Metazoa; Chordata; Aves; Anseriformes; Anatidae. The record is from RefSeq and is a predicted model, not a curated record. The transcript has 59 exons. Gene Ontology annotation, cellular component: extracellular matrix. Bases 1 to 10551 code for a protein of 3516 amino acids. Gene Ontology annotation, molecular function: protein binding.